ACUUGCAUUAUAUCUUUGUUUGCAUUAUAUCUUUAUACCUUUGUUUUCUUGACAGAUGUUUUUGGUAGCUCUAUCGUUUACAUACUUUUCCAAAGCAUUAUCUGGAAGCUACAUGAAAAGUUCCAUUACCCAGAUAGAGAGGAGAUUUGAGAUUCCUAGUUCUGUUAUUGGGGUUAUUGACGGCAGCUUUGAAAUGGGUAAUUUGCUGGUGUUACCAUUGGUAAGCUACUUUGGAGCAAAGUUUCACAGACCAAAAAUAAUUGGUGCUGGAUGCAUGCUGAUGUCUAUUGGAACAUUACUCAUGGCGCUACCUCAUUUCCUCAUGGGACACUAUAAAUACGAAACAACAAUAUCAGCUUCAACUAACUCCAGCACAGCGAGCUUCCCGUGUUCACAAGACCCAGGCCAGCUUACUGAGCUUGAGGCCCAGCAACAAUAUUCCAGAAUAGCGGGUUGUGAACAUGAUGGAGGCUCCCUGAUGUGGGUUGCUGUGUUGCUGGGGAACGUGCUACGAGGGGUUGGUGAAGCAACCAUUACACCGCUGGGAAUUUCAUUCAUUGAUGAUUUCGCCAGCCCAGAAAACUCAGCCUUUUACAUUGGGUGCCUCCAUACCAUUGCAGUGAUUGGACCUCUUUUUGGGUUCACGCUGAGUGCGUUUUGUGCAAGGCUGUAUGUAGACAUCGGGUUUGUUGAUCUUGGAAGUAUUGCCAUAUCAAUGAAGGAUUCCCGUUGGGUCGGUGCUUGGUGGCUUGGCUUUAUAAUCGCUGGAGGAACCAGCUUGCUUUCUGCAUUUCCAUUCUUUUUUCUGCCCAAAACUCUGCCCAAAGAAGCAGGUCCGGAAAAAGAUUCCAGCACCACAGCAGAACAAAAUCUGUUACAAGGAAACCAGCAAACAAACGCAACAGACGAACAGCCCAAACUCAUAGACGUUGCAAAGGAUUUUUUGCCAUCCUUGAAGCGUCUGCUCACAAACAAGAUCUACAUUUUAUAUCUCACAGCAAACAUUAUAAUGGUCAAUGGGGUCAUCAUUUUGAUAACGUACACACCAAAAUACUUAGAACAACAGUUUGGAGAAUCUGCAUCCAAAACUAACUUUUUAAUAGGUGUUACCAGCAUGCCGGCUGUUUCCUUGGGGAUUUUCUUCAGUGGUCUUAUCAUGAAGAAGUUUAAGCUAGAUCUCCUGGGAGCAGUCAAGGUGGGACUAGGCACAGCUGUCCUUGGCAGCCUCUGUAUCUUACCUUAUUUUGCAUUGGCUUGUGAAAACACUGAGAUCGCUGGACUCACAGUUUCCUAUGCAGGAACAGGGAUUUCAGACUUGGAGAGCAGAGUGUUGGUGGCCUGUAACUCUGGCUGUGGUUGCCCAGUGAACCAGUGGGAGCCAGUGUGCGGAGAGAAUGGGAUGACGUACGUUUCCCCUUGCUUUGCUGGUUGUAACAUAUCCAGAGGAAGUGGAAAAAACACGACGUUUCAUGCCUGCAGAUGUAUUGAAGCUUUUCCCAAGUCAGGAUCUGGGAAUUUCUCUGCAGUUCUGGGACAAUGCCCACGAGAGGAGAAGUGUUCCAGAAUGUUCAUAUAUUACUUGGUGUUCCUGUCCUUGAGUUUCUUCAUUCUUUCUCUGGGAAGCAUGCCGAUAUUCAUUGUAAAUCUCAGGUGUGUGGAUCCAGAGCUGAAAUCACUAUCGGUGGGAAUGUACACUCUGGCACUGAGAGCAUUUGGUGGAAUCCCAGCUCCAAUUUAUUUUGGAGCCCUGAUUGACUCAACAUGCAUAAAAUGGGGGACCAAGAAGUGUGGGGGUCAUGGAGCAUGCAGGGUGUACAACAACGUCUCAUUCAGGUAACACAUGUUAGAUCAUACAGGGUGUACAACAACGUCUCAUUCAGGUAACACAUGUUGGAUCAUGCAGGGUGUAUAACAACGUCUCAUUCAGGUAACACAUGGUGGAUCAUGCAGGGUGUAUAACAACGUCUCAUUCAGGUAAC
Messenger RNA from Polyodon spathula (Mississippi paddlefish), 1979 nucleotides. Its product is annotated as solute carrier organic anion transporter family member 1C1-like. Gene Ontology annotation, cellular component: membrane. Gene Ontology annotation, molecular function: protein binding. The coding region runs from base 56 to 1837 and encodes 593 amino acids. Gene Ontology annotation, biological process: sodium-independent organic anion transport; transmembrane transport. The transcript has 13 exons. The record is from RefSeq and is a predicted model, not a curated record. NCBI's taxonomy places the organism in Eukaryota, Metazoa, Chordata, Actinopteri, Acipenseriformes, Polyodontidae.